Camelina sativa (false flax) is the source of this 2522-nucleotide messenger RNA. Its product is annotated as B3 domain-containing transcription factor FUS3-like. Gene Ontology annotation, molecular function: DNA binding; DNA-binding transcription factor activity. Lineage: Eukaryota; Viridiplantae; Streptophyta; Magnoliopsida; Brassicales; Brassicaceae. The record is from RefSeq and is a predicted model, not a curated record.
AUAGUCAGGCGUUAUGAGUUGAAAUUUCAUUAUCUUAAAUUGUAUAGAAUUAAUAAUUUAAAGAAGAAUAAAAUGAUCGUUUAUUUUAAAAUAAAUUAUAUUUUUGAUUUGCUAACUAUACGUCUUUUGUAUUUUAAUGAAAAAAAUGCAUGGACAAGUGGAAACCAUUCUCUAAAUCUAAUGAUUGAAUCUUUCUCUCUUUUCUUAUGCACUUUAAAAAUUAUAUUUAAAUGAAUUUACCAUUAGUUGUUAAUAUAUUGCUUGACUAGUUUUCAUUCAAAAAUCAUGAACUACCAUUAUAGGGUUUUUUUGUGUGAAAAAUCUACCCAUUAUAGUUGUAAGAUAAAAUUCAUCAUACAUAUACAAUGUACGCCCUUAAACAGGGAAAAAUGAAAAGUGGAAGAGCAGGAUCACAACAUAUUAAUUAAAGUUCAAAAAGACAAAAGAAAAAAAACAUACAGUAUUAGAAUCACAUUAUAUAAUAUAAUAUGUUUGAUUAAUAUAUCAAUCUACGUACAUUGUUAUAUAUAACUGGAUGUAUAAGUUUUACAAAAUUGAAAUUUAUGUUUCGUUAUAAUGCUUUAUAUGAUGUGAUUAUAAUAGUAUGUUUUUAGAUCUUCUUGGCUUUUGAAACUUUAAUUAAUAUGUUGUGAUCCUCCUCUACCACCUUUCAUUUUAUCCUGUUUAAGGGCGUACGUUUUUUCUUUUUUUUUUAGGGGUACGUUACUAAUUGAGAAUCACAAGUAACGAUUUCGUAUGGAGUUUGAUAUUCUAGUGAAGCUAUAUGAGACAAAUCAGCGAUUUCAACCUAGGUCAAGUAAUCGAAGGACAAUGAAUCCUUUUCUUGCAAAACAUGUAUUGCCUCACUCUUUUAGAAGGAAAAAAGCCUUUAAAUUUUCUUUUUCCCCUAAAAAAAGUGGUAGAAUCUAUGCGUAUGCACAAAUCACAUGUUGACCAGUAAGUAAUGAGAGAGUAAAUUGACUUUAACAAAAACGAGAGUUUAAUGUGGUAGAAGAGAGAGAGAAGAAGACGCCAUUGAAUUCUGGAAAAAAGGGAGAAACAGAACUUUUGCAACACAUGUUCACCAUGCACCUUCCACUCGUCCCUUUGCUCUUGGUUCCAAAUCUUUAACCUAACCUAUCUUGUUAAACUAUGGUUGAGUGUUUUUAUUAAUUUAGUGACCUUUAGAUCUCGUUACGUUACUAUCAUCUAUAAUCUUCUUAAGAUUGUGAAAAAUCUACUAUUCGAAAACCCUAGAUUCAUGAAUGUAGGUUAUACAAAUGUCACUUCCUUACCAUAAAUAGUAAAAAAAAUCAAAAAAAAAAAAUUGGGUAAUCCCAAAUCUCUGAUUGCCCAGCGUCCAUAUUAAGGGCUGCUUCGAUCUGCACAACACACAACACAACACAAACACAGACUCUCUCUCUCUCUUCUCUCUUCUCUCUCUCUCUAUCUCUAUCACUGAAACCCAAAGUGAUCGACCAUUUGUUCCUUUUCCCUUCACACAGAGAACUGUUUCCUUCCACACAGUUACAAAUUUUGGUUAGCAAAAAAAUUAAAAUUUGGUUAGUAUCAAUCUGUAAUGGAUCAUAUGCUGUAUAUUUGAUCUGGUACGGUGAACUAUAUGGAUAAGUGAAUACUUGGUAGAUCGAUCAUUUUGAAAGUAUUUACCUUAUCCAUGUCGAUCUUAAGAUCUUACAACUUUUUGUUUGUUUAAUCUAUUUAUCUUUACUAAUAGCUAGGAGCUUACAGUUUGUCUCUAUGAUGGUGUAUAUAUGUUCAUCAUUUCAUUUAAGACCAACCUAAUAUAAAUGAGAUCUUUAAAGGAAAUUAGAUGUUUGAGUCUUGCCCCUAAUGUUGUGAUCAUUAGGUACUGGCCGAACAACAAUAGCAGAAUGUACGUGCUUGAAAACACAGGUGACUUUGUGAACGCUCAUGGUCUGCAGCUAGGUGACUUCAUCAUGGUUUACCAAGAUCUCGACUCAAACAAAUACGUUAUACAAGCAAGAAAGGCAUCUGAAGAAGAAGAAGAAGACGUAACCAUGGUUGAAGAAGACGACGUUUACACAAACUUAACGAAGAUCGAAAACACCGUGGUUAAUGAUCUUCUCAUCCAAGACUUUAAUCACCAAAGCAGCAACAGCAACAACAACAACAAAUCUUCGUACUAUUACCCCGUCAUCGAUGAUAUCACCACAAACACAGCGUCUUUUGUCUACGACACGACGGCUUUGACCUCCAACGAUACUCCACUCGAUUAUUUGGGUGGAAGUACGACGACAACUAAUAAUUAUUACUCCGAUUUCGGAUCAUUCGAGGGUUUGGGCUCCGUUGAGAAUAUCUCUCUCGAUGACUUCUACUAGAGGGAUCAAUUGAUGGGGCUCGUGAUAAUUCUUAAUGGUGAUCAUAUAUUUUAUCUCCUUAUAUGUACAAGGAUUAGAUGCAUUUUCAUAUCUUCAAAAGUGUUUCAAUAUUACAUUAUUAUAGUUUAUAUGAAGAUCAUAUAUAGCUAUAUAAUAUGGGAG